CGCAGCAUGCGCCCCCCCCGCCAUGGCGGCGCCGUGCCGGACACGCACGCUGCAGGUGGUGGACACGGAGUUCAGCGCUGACACCGUGGAAUGGUGCCCCGUGGAGGGCUGGCACAGCAUCCUGGCCUGUGGCACCUACCACCUGCGCCCGCCCAUCGCGACCAACCCUGGUGGAGGCAAUGGGGCCUGCGACCGGACAGGGCGGCUCUACCUGUACCACUACAACGAGGAGCAGCCUUGCAUCCCACUGGCAGAAAUCCAGAGGAUGGACACCCCUGCCAUCCUGGACAUCAAAUGGUGCCACCUUCCCAUUGCAGAGCAUCCCAUGGUUGGCGUUGCAAACUCGACAGGCGCUGUGCAGUUCCUCCAGCUCGUGGGCAGUGAGAAGAACAGCUGCAUGUUGGAGCCGUGCUUCAGGGUUGAUCUGGGUGCGCAGCGCCUUGCCUUGUCCUUAGACUGGUCCACGGGACGAGAGCAAUGUGGAUGUCCUUUGAGAGUGAUCAGCAGUGAUUCAGGGGGGAAACUGAAUCUGUUCUCCAUCGAUGAAUCUGCUCCUUCUGUGCAUGUCCUGAACCAGUGGGAGGCUCACAGCUUUGAGGCCUGGAUUGCAGCUUUCAAUUACUGGGACACAGACGUUGUAUAUUCAGGAGGAGAUGACAACUUGCUAAAGGGCUGGGACACAAGAUGCAGUCCUGAGUCUCCUGUCUUUGCCAGCAGGAGACAUUCAAUGGGUGUGUGCAGUAUUCAGUGCAGUCCCCACCGGGAGAAUCUGCUGGCUACAGGCAGCUACGACGAGCACGUGCUGCUGUGGGACACCAGGAACAUGAAGCAGCCAUUGGCAGACACCCAUGUUGAAGGUGGAGUUUGGAGGUUGAAGUGGCACCCAACUUGUGAGUUUGUGCUGCUGGCAGCCUGCAUGCAGAGUGGAUUCAAAAUCCUUGACUGCCGGGGCAGCAUGGCGGAAAACACAGAGGAGUGUCUCAUCCUAACAUCCUAUGUCUUGCACAACUCCUUGGCCUAUGGAGCUGACUGGUCCAGGCUCUGUCCGAGGGAUUCCCUGGCUGCGCUACAAGACCCAGCUGCUGCGCACCAGUCUUCUGAGGAGCUGCUGGCAAGGCCAGAGGAAAGAGAUGAGAGACUGAAUUUGCAGGUCCAAAACCUGAAGAUAAUUUAUGAAUCUCCUACUGCUACUUUUGAUGUAAUAUUGGAUGAGGAGAGUGAAGACCCUGCCUUGCCACUGAAAGCAGACAGGGAUACUGACAUGGUGCAGGGUGAUACGUUGGCUGGGGAUGUGGAUCCAAUUAGAGGCCUGGAUGUAAAAAGGAGCCUAGAUGUGGCUGGGGGUCAAAACCUAGAGGGAGAUCCUGCAUCACCAAGUGCUUCUGACCCCAGAGUCUCAAAACGCAAUGGAGUGAGCCCGGACAGAAUUGGUGAUUUAGCUGGACCAUUAGACAGGUUAAAAGAAAUGAGCAUUAUAGCAACUUGUUCAUUCUAUGAUAAUAUCCUACAUGUCUGGAAGUGGGAAAUGAACCUGGUUACCCCUUCAGAUACAUCAAGUACUAGAGCUCAGUCAGAAAAUGCAGUUUCACUUUAACCUCUUC
Tinamus guttatus (white-throated tinamou) is the source of this 1601-nucleotide messenger RNA. NCBI's taxonomy places the organism in Eukaryota, Metazoa, Chordata, Aves, Tinamiformes, Tinamidae. The record is from RefSeq and is a predicted model, not a curated record.